Messenger RNA from Hylaeus volcanicus, 7990 nucleotides. RefSeq names its product polyamine-transporting ATPase 13A3-like (gene anne). Gene Ontology annotation, cellular component: membrane. The coding region runs from base 2375 to 6730 and encodes 1451 amino acids. The record is from RefSeq and is a predicted model, not a curated record. The transcript is spliced from 11 exons. Gene Ontology annotation, biological process: polyamine transmembrane transport; intracellular calcium ion homeostasis. Gene Ontology annotation, molecular function: ATP hydrolysis activity; polyamine transmembrane transporter activity; P-type transmembrane transporter activity. NCBI's taxonomy places the organism in Eukaryota, Metazoa, Arthropoda, Insecta, Hymenoptera, Colletidae.
UUCUGCUAAUGCCAAACGACUCCCUUAAUACACUCGCGUCCGGAAUCUCGUUGGUAAUUGGGGCGAACGCUUUGUGCCAGCUGUCGAGUACUUGUCAGUGGUUUACGGUGACUGUGCGAACCGGUCGGACACGAGCCUCGUCGCACAGACCAAGUCCGAACAGCGAGGGAAUUCGUCGUCUGGUCGGCGGAAACGUGUAUUUCGGAGCGGAUCUACAAGGCAACUGGGCUGGCUGGUCGCCAUCUUAGAUUCAUCGUGAGCACGUUGCAGAAAACCGUCGUGGCAAACGUUUCGCGGGAGACCGUCGUCGACCUGGAACACGAAUAAACAUAGAACGGGGGUGCCAUGAGGAAAGGUGUCGUUUUUCCUCGAACGUGAACGCCUAUAAAGACACGGUGCAUGUCGACGCAGGCAGACGCAGAGCGGGUGCUGCGAGCGAGAAUACUCUUGCGGCGGUUCGUGUCGGUUCCACAGAUGCGUGAAAACCAAGUGAAACGGCAGUGUGCAAAGUGACUUCUCUUAAGGGCGUGAUUUUUUCUUUUCCGUUUCCUAAUUUACCGGGCAUCCACACCGCCAGCGGAGCUGACACCAGACAGAGGGAAACGCAACGGGAUCGUCAUUAUGAGCAAGAUGCUAGGAACAAACUAUUGCACCGUGUUCUCUGUACUUAGAAGUCCCGAAGAGGGUGAAUCGUUUAAGCGAAUCAUCUGAAAGAACUGGACGUGUGAUCGAUUUUAAGGAGACGUCGCGGGAAGAGUAGGAUUCCGUGUGUUGUCAACCGCGAGGACGAUCGUCAGGAUUCAGCUGGAUCACGAGAUCGUGAUAGAUGGAUAGAUAAAGUUCAGUGGUAAAUAAAAGUGAUUAGGUUAUAGCGAAGUGAUCUAUCACCAAAAGUACUCGUGCGAGCCGUGUGGUCAUCUUCGAAAAAAGAACUCCGUAGUUGACGCAAUCCGUACCUAUAUAUAGAUCCUCGCAAUUCGCGAAACCGCGAGUCGAACCCCUAUCGACGGACAGCAAAUGUUUACUUUUCGUUUCUCGCUAUCUCGACAGACUGUUACUUAAAUCAAGGACCGAGAGUCUAUUCUUGGGGCUAAUAAAACCGUGAGAUCGUCGUGCACUUGGAAAUACAAGUCUUUUCGCGAAAGUGAUACUCAACGUGACUGGUCAAAUCGCGAAAAAAGGUUUUUAGAACGGUACCGGUAAAAACGCGAUCGAUCGAUCAUUUAUCGACCCGAUCGCGCGGUGACAGUCGAUAACCUAGAUCUCUGCGUAUUUCCGCGGCCCGUAACGGGUGUAUACGAAUUUCUCUGCCGCUCGAGACAUCCGACGGCGCCCAAGAUAUCCUCAUAACCCGUAAUGUAUUUGAGAUCGCACGAACAGACAGCAAAAGGGAGGCACGAGCACACAAGAGAGGCGGUAGAGGCUGGUUGCGGGGCGAGGGGACGAAAUCACCUUAGAUCAGCUGGGAGGAGCAAGGGCAAGACGAAGACACCUCUGGUGGACUGCUGGGAUCUCGAGGUACCUCAGUUGCAUCAUCUGAGAUCACCAGGCAGGGAUUCCGACCAGGCGUGCGUACGACGCGGUAUGAGUGAAGGUGAACGAGCGGUCAUCACGCCACGAAUCGGCUGGCGAAAGCUCACCGAUCCUGGCGACUGACACGAAUCCAGGAAUUCGGGGGCAGGUCCGAAACGAUAGCAUCAGCUGCUGCUCUAUCGUCAACGUCCACGUUGUCCUGCCGCUCAACCUCCAUACUCGUGGGAACGUCUCCAGCCCUCGGCCCUCGAUACGACACCGCAUCCCGAACCGUUCGUCAUCCAUGCCGGCCAGAUGCAAGAAAACGCUCCGUCGAGAUCCACGUCGAGAACUUUGAAGACGGACCCAAAAAUGGCGGGCAAUCGGUGUCGGUAGCAGACGGGGUUAUUGCCUAGAGAAGCGAUCGCCUCGUCCUGCACUCUUCCUACGGGAACCGCACCUGGACCCACCUUUGGUCUCCGGUAGAUUCCCGUUUAAUCUCUCUUAUCACGAGUGCUCCAACACCUCUCGAUCUCCCUUUAAAGUCAGUUGACGAACUUUGCGUCGUUGUUCCGCUUAACUGUCGAACAAACGAUAGGGGUCUGCUGGUGGCCCCUGGACAAUAAUCGUAGUUAAUAAGGGUAGAGGUAACAUGUAGUAGUGAGACGAAAACAGGAUCAAUUAGGACGAAGUACGAGAAACGUCGAAAGGGAUUACGCUGUCGUGAUACCGCAAACAGUAUUCCCGGUGGAGAACGAUCGCCUGCGAGACGCAAACGGUUGCAUCUAACGAACGGAGAAGAGAACGUUGCCUUUUUUUUUCUUUUUUGAUCGAGUACUGUUCAUUUCGCUGUAACGUCAUCAUGCCGCCCACGCCGAGCAAACUGAACCUGAACUUCGCCAGAAACGCGUACAACGUGUUUGGAACGCGCGGUAACAACGCCGCCGCUGAUAAUCAGCACGAACAGAAAACGGAGCUUCUGGAGGGUGCCAGGGGGAAUGGCCUCCUCCGCAUGAAAAAUGGUGUCGACUACGUAAACCCCGGCGAGGAAGACCAAAUGGAAAUCUAUGGCUUCAGAAGGAACAAACUUUUAACCGCCGUCACCUGGUUCUUAAUCAUCGUCACCGUAGGCCUUCUAAGACUGGUCUUCCACUGGGUACCACGUCUGAUGAUAUUAGCCACUCAUUCUAGAUGCCGAUUAGAAGACGCAGACACCGUCUUGCUCGUGGAAAAAUUCCAAGGAAAACACACGAGCUAUUACGUGAAGAAACUGAAGACACUGUCUGCUCAGGAUGUGUUGAACAAACCCUUCGAUGGAGAGUCGUUGAUGGAUAACGAGCCAUGGGUGGAAAAUGGUAGCAUGAUAACCAUCAAAGAAGAAGUCAAAGAAGAGUACCCAACAGUUUCGCUACACCUGGUGGGGGGACAAUUCAAACAGGUUCCAUCGAUCGUUCUUUUCCAUUGUAAGAAGUUAACCUAUGUUUGGGAUCCCGAAAGAUCCGAGUUCCUGAAACUUCGGGGUUUGGACAUCGACGUGCUGACUUCGACGUUGCACCAGAUGCAAGGAUUGAAUUACCAUGAACAACACAUGAGACGCUGUGUCUACGGAAACAACGAGAUCUUGAUUCCAGUGAAGAGUAUCCUGACGCUACUUUGCCUCGAAGUCCUUAAUCCGUUCUACGUCUUCCAACUGUUCAGUUUUUUUCUCUGGAUCGCUGACAACUACUACUACUACGCCAUGGUCAUCCUGGCCAUGUCCAGCGCCGGAAUAGUUAUGGCAGUCUUCCAGACUCGUAAGAAUCAGCAAAAUCUACUGUCCACUGUUCACUCUUCCGACGUGGCGACGGUGAUGAGAGAUCGCGCGACAGGGCAAACAGCAACCGUGCCCGCCGAGCGACUGGUUCCCGGUGAUAUCUUAGUUAUUCCAUCCCAUGGCUGUCUGAUGCCAUGCGACGCGGUACUCCUAACUGGAAACUGCAUUCUGAACGAGUCCAUGCUCACCGGAGAAUCGGUUCCCAUCACCAAGACCCCCAUUCCCUCGUCCAACGAAAUUACGUACGAUACCAAGGAACAUGCAAGGCACACGCUCUUCUGUGGCACUCGAGUUAUUCAGACGAGGUACUACGGGUCGGAAAAGGUCCUCGCCGUAGUCGUCAGGACAGGGUUCAACACCAGCAAGGGUGGCCUAGUGAGAUCCAUCAUGUACCCUCCACCCGUAGAUUUCAAGUUCGAACAAGACUCGUACAAAUUCGUAAUUCUGCUCGCCGGGAUAGCGAGCAUAGGCGUGAUUUACACCAUCGUUACAAAAAUCAUGAGAGGCGUGCAAAGCAGUCACAUCGCCCUGGAAGCUUUGGACCUGAUCACUAUCGUAGUGCCACCAGCGCUACCGGCGGCCAUGACCGUCGGUCGCUUGGUAGCUCAGCGCAGACUGGAGAAGAAUAAGAUUUACUGUACGAGCCCAAGGACCAUCAACGUGUCGGGAUCGAUCGAUUGCAUUUGCUUCGACAAAACUGGGACGCUGACCGAAGAUGGCCUCGACAUGUGGGGCGUGGUGCCCGGUCUUGACAGAAAGUUUCAAUUGCCUGUGAAAGACAUCACGUCCCUGCCCCUGAACGAUGUCCUCAUCGGUAUGGUGACGUGUCACGGAAUCACUAUAAUAGACAAUCAGCCGGUAGGAGAUCCCCUCGAUCUAAAAAUGUUCGAAUCUACCGGGUGGACCUUGGAGGAGCCCGAUGUAUCCGACACGUCCAAGUUCUCUAUGCUUUUCCCGACUGUAGUCCGACCGCCGAAGGGCUCAAAGUUGUUGAAGAAGUCGCCCAAUGACCUACGAAUUUCUCUCGGCCGAAAAGACUCCAUGUCGUCCGACGUGGUGGACAACGUCUCCUUGAACAACUUCGACGCCGCUUUGGCCGAUUCCACGGCGGAAUUGGGGGAACAAGGCUUGGAAAUCGGUAUCGUGCGACAGUUUCCUUUCACGUCCACGCUUCAGAGAAUGAGUGUUAUCACCAGAACAUUGGGCGCUAAUCAUUACGAUCUCUACUGCAAGGGCAGUCCAGAAAUGAUCCUGAGUCUCUCCAAGGCGGAGUCCAUUCCACCAGACUUUGGCGUCGUUCUACAGAAUUAUACCUCGGAAGGCUAUCGCGUAAUCGCCCUCGCACACAAAUCCCUAAAUCGUCUUCCUUACGCCAAAGUCCAACGACUUGGUCGAGAGUCCGCUGAGUCCGAUCUGACAUUCUUGGCAUUCGUAAUCAUGGAGAACAGGCUGAAACCGGAGACCACGCCUGUUAUCAGUGCUUUGAACACUGCCUGCAUCAAAACCGUCAUGGUCACCGGGGACAACAUGUUGACCGCCCUGUCAGUCGCCAGAGACUGCGAUAUCGUUAAGCCAGGGACACCUGUCGUUGCGGUGUCGGCGACUCAGCAAAACCAAAUGAAACCACAGAUUUACUUCACGAAGAGCAACAGUCAACCGUCGCCCAUCUCGCCAAUGGAACACGGCGACUUCAGCGAGAUGACAGACUUGAACAGCGUGGCUAGCUUGGAAACGGUGGAGAGUGGAUCAUUUGGGAACAAUCAGUUCAAAAACGAUGUCAAUUACUUAUCCGAUGAUUUACAGCUCGCGAAGAACAAAUAUGUCUUUGCGCUCACUGGUAAAACGUGGUCGUUGAUCAAGCAGUACUACCCCGAAUUGAUCCCAAAACUGGUCACUCGCGGUGCAAUCUUCGCAAGGAUGUCCCCUGACCAGAAACAACAGCUUGUUCAAGAAUUGCAGUCUUUAGGGUACUAUGUUGCUAUGGUAGGCGAUGGCGCGAACGAUUGCGGAGCCCUGAAGGCGGCCCACACAGGAAUUUCUCUCUCCGACACCGAAUCAUCGGUGGCUUCCCCGUUUACCAGCCGCGAAACCAACAUUUCUUGCGUGUUGACGGUGAUUCGAGAAGGUCGCGCUGCUUUGGUUACAUCCUUCGGUAUCUUCAAGUAUAUGGCCAGCUACUCGCUCACCCAGUUCAUCUCCGUGAUGCUCUUGUACGGAAUCGAGUCAAACUUAACCGACAUAGAAUUCCUCUACAUAGAUCUCUUCAUCAUCUCAAUCUUCGCCUUCUUCUUCGGUCGCACUCAGGCCUACGACGGUCCGCUGGCCAAGACCGCCCCUCUGAACAGUUUGAUCAGCACGACACCGAUCCUCAGUCUGGUGACUCAGAUCUUAAUUGUGGGCAUCUUUCAAUACGCCAGUCUCUGGCACCUUCGUCAAAUGGAUUGGUUCGAGGCGUUCAACGCCACAGCCAUCGAAGACAAGGACGACGUGGGAUGCACGGAGAAUUACACGGUCUUCAUUAUUAGCUCCAUGCAGUACAUCAUCCUGGCAGUGGCGUUCUCGAAGGGCCAUCCGUACAGGAAGUCUCUGUUCACGAAUUACGGUCUCCUCACCUCGUUCAUCUUCAUGAGCCUAUUCUCUAUCUACCUCGCAACGUUUCCCUUCGAAUGGUUGUCCGAAUGGUUCGAGCUAGUGCUUCCCGAGAGCGUCAGCUUUCGUUUCAUUUUGGUCGGUUACGGUGUCGCAAACUUCGUCAUAUCGUUCCUGGUGGAGUACUUUUUCAUCGACUACCUCAUCUUCGGCAAAUUGCGCUACCGUUGGCACAACGUCGAUAAGUCCAGAAGAAAGUUCCUCGCCAUCGAUCGCGACAUGGCGCGCGACUCGAAAUGGCCACCGCUCUCCCAAGAACCCCUACCCGAAGCCGCGCCAGACAUACUGAUUCGUCAAAACGUCACCGAGAUCAAAAUAGAGAAACGAGUCACCGAACCCUGCCGUCCCGUGGAUACCAGCUUCAUGAACAGUCCGGUCUGCGCGAACUUCAAGCACUUCGGUUCGGCCACCGAGGUGACCUUGAACCCCAGGUCGCUCUUCAACGACCGUCGGAACACGGUAUCGAUGCAGACCGUCCCCUGCUUCGAGGACAGGGAUCCCGUGAUCAAGCAGCCAAAGAUAGAGCUGACGUCUAAGAGGAGGCAUAAUUCGGAAUCGGAGAAUGGUAUAAAUCGUUACGAGAGGCCGUACAAGAGCCACAGUACGAACCCUAUAGCGACCCUGCCCAGAAACACGGCCAUAGCUCUUCAGCCUCAGAAGCUUAGAGACUUCAAGAACAUCCUAGUGCACAAAAGCGAAGACGGACUGUCUCCCAACGCGCAGAGCGUCCUCGAACUCGACAUUCUACCCUCGUAGAACCUAUCACUUGUACAUUUCGAAGGUAAACGAGCCGACUUCAUCGCAGCACCUUGACUGACGGACAGUGGCCACCGGAACGAUCUAUCACUGUUUGCUAUUCGACACGCCUGUUCGACACCGUGGACUCGGAUACCACGUAGGAUCUCUGCUAUUCUGUCACUGCAUUUGUUGUCACGCGACAAUCACGAGCCAAAUCUGUUCAGCUGUUAGACGAAACGAGCCACCAGCGUCUCACAGACUAGGUUUAGCCUGAACGCGCUUAAUAGACCUGUUCAUCUUCACCGCGAUCGGACAGCAGGCAUAAAUCGUAAGUGUUCAACGACGGAACGAUGUGACAGCUUCCCGGUACGAUCUCCAACAUCGUUCGCACGUGCAUUUAGAAUGCCGCGGCGUUCACGACAGCUCGAUUGGCUGAAGACGUUCCUCGAGCAUUGCUGUACUUCGACUAAAGGGGUCCCUUUUGACCCGAUCUUUCUUCGUCCUCCUUUUAUUAGUAUUUCGAGGGUGGCACGCCUUCGAGAAAGUAUUAUCGUUAGUUUAUUUAUUUUAGAUGAUAAAUUUUAGCUUGCCCUGCCGCUAGGACGGGGGGGUUCCUCUUUUGGAAGACGAUAACCCUUCGCGCAGGCCGAUCCAAGUAACGUAGGUAGACGUUCCUUUUCCCAGGAACAAUUUUCGCGCUUUGAUCCCCGUCUUUUUUCACUGCGGUUUGGAAGCGAUACUUAAUACGAAACGAUGCGCGUCCUACGUGAUUGAAUUGUUAUAAGUGGACGCGGAUCCGAAUGAAUUUUGUAAUUAGGGAAUUGUAGGAAACCGAUGGUUAUCCUGUUUUCGAGAUCGAAGCCGAGACUUGUUAUCCCGUACGUUCGGCGCGAGACCGUCGAAUUGUUGACGAACACGAGGGAUGUUGUUAACGAUACUUGCUGAAUUUGUUGUGAAAAGGAAUAAUGAAGGCUCGUCGCGAAAACGGGAUCCUAGGUUCGUUUUGGUGUGAUGAUGGGAACUGGUAACCAUGCUCUAGUUUAUCCCAACGUAUCAUACUUAAUCGAGCCGCGGUACUGGACGUGCCGCGGCUCGACGCGCAGAAGCUCGACGCUCGUUGUCGCGGGUACUUAUUGUUAACACGAAUAACGAGAUAAGUGUGUACUUAUAUACGCAAUGGAAAUAAAUACUUAAGUGUGUUGUUCUGCUAUUUGCGACGCUAUGUUUACGUUGAGAUAUAGCGGUUGUCGAAUAACAAAGUAUGUUUUUAAUGUAAAA